AUGUCGAUAAGUGAUCAAGAUGAUUAUGUCAACGAUGAGCGUGUUGAUUUCUUAGGCGAAGAGUUGUUCACUGCGCUGCAUAGCCCAAAGGAUAGGCUUUAUAUACUCAAGCAGAAUGAGUUGCUGACCAAAUUUAUGAAGUCUGACGACAGAUCUAUCGACUUAUCUACUGGAAACUCCUACCAGAAAUUGAUUUUAAUUAAACUUUCCAUCUACUUUGGCUUGGUUUACUCCACUGAGCCUUCAAAGUUAGGCGUCUUUCUCGUUAAAUCCACUGAUUCUGCAAUCCCGGACAAGUCUUUGACGGAUUUAGUGCCUUCUCCGGAUAAUAAUCAGCAAACAAAAGUUCAGAUUAUGACUAGGGCUACUCCAGGUGUCUCUACUGGUGGUAGUACCGGUCCUAGCAGCCGCAAUAGCCCUAGCAAUACCCCUACACACUCACUCAAACAAGACAAAGCAGACAAGUCUAAUAUGUCAUUAGAGGAGCGUGAGCAAGCCUAUCUGGAAGCUCGGAGUAGGAUAUUUAUGGACAACACCCCUCCCUCAAAUGACUCGCAAUCUUUUACUCCUCAAAUUGACUCAACUGACGCGGUCGAAGAGGAGCCUUUUGGUCCUGAUGACAUUCCAAGAGACUUAUCCAGGCUUCCCGGCUACUCUAGCUACUCUGGAUUAUCUGGAUAUCACAAUAAAGGGGGCAAUAGCGACUACAACCAGUAUCCCAUCCCAUACAUGGCGCCCAAUGUACAACCCAAUCAAGCACAAUUGCAAGCCCAAGCUCAGGCUCAGGCACAUGCACAUGCACAAUUUCAAGCACAGGCUCAAAUACAGGCUCAAGCACAGGCACAGGCCCAAGCUCAAGCACAAGCACAGGCUGCCAUCGCCGCAUCCACAGCCGCCCUCUCCGCUCAAUCAGCAGCUACAGGCCAGUUCUGGAAUCCUUGGAUGACUCCAAACUCAUUUAUGCCCCCUAAUGGUGCACUACCAAACACCAACAGCAACGACGCGCUAUUAAAUAGUAGUGGAUUUGGCUUCCCAAGUGCUACAUCUACCCCGCAGUACAGAUCGAAUCCACAGAGCUACGCUGGUAAUUUCAGACCUGGCAAUGUUGCCAGUGGCGGUACUGGUGGUCCUGGUAUUGGUGUUCAACAAAGGCCACCGCGUAUGGCUAGACCACCCGGUACGCGUCCACCAUAUUCGCAGCCUCGUCCUGGUCGACCUGCUAUGCCUAAUUUGACCAGCCUGCCUAACAUAGAUGGGUUGUCUAUAGGAGGAGAAGGCGUACCAGCACCAGCAACAACAUUUGCACAAGCUAAUGCACCAGCUUCUGCACCAACUCCUCCGCAGAAAAAUGUUGCCAGCAGCGGUAUAUUCAACCUUGAUCCGCAACUCAUACAGCCGAAACAGCGGAGGAGUGUGAGCGAGUCUGUCGACGAUACGCCCAACAAUUCGACCUCGCAGCAGAACAACACACAGAACACAAGCAGACGAGCAACCCGGCGUCGCAAAGGAACGGCGCAGAGUAACAACAUAUAA
Wallemia ichthyophaga EXF-994 is the source of this 1533-nucleotide messenger RNA. RefSeq names its product cAMP-regulated phosphoprotein 21. The transcript has 3 exons. Gene Ontology annotation, molecular function: nucleic acid binding. The record is from RefSeq and is a predicted model, not a curated record. Lineage: Eukaryota; Fungi; Basidiomycota; Wallemiomycetes; Wallemiales; Wallemiaceae. Bases 1 to 1533 code for a protein of 510 amino acids.